AUGUCGAGGAGUACCACCGUCAUCACCUGCGUCGACUACGGCAAGCAGCGCGAGCUGGGAGGCGUUGCAGCCCCGGAUCCCCGUCGUCUUCAACCUCGGGCACUGCCGCCCUCGCCAUCGAAUUCCGGCAUCUGCGAGCCUCCCUCGAGCCGCCUUUUGCACACCUACAGGCUCCCGGUGAGCCGCGCAUCCCCUUCCCUCUUUCUCCUGUGCUCCCCUUGCCGUAACCGCCGUGUACAGCAGCCGCCCGCGCGCCCACCGUCGUGGCCGACCUCGCUCGGCCCGCGCCCUGGCCGUCCCCCGCUGCUCCCUCGCCGACCUGGCUGUCGGCCCGCGCGCUCGCGCCCUCCUGCUGCAGCCCCACCGCGCUCCUCCUUGCCCCCUUCGUCGCGCGCCGCCGCCCGCGCCGGCGACAGCCUGCUCCAGCCUCGCCCGCUCGCCCCGCGACCCACUGCUCACCGCCCGCGGUUGCCUGCAGCUACUCACCGCGCGCGACGCCCUGCCUCUCCCACUGCGUGGACGCCUCUCCCGCUCGCCCUCGCCCCGCCACUGCUACUGCUGCCGCUUGCGCUUCGCGAGCCGCCCGCUGCCGCUGCCCGCGCGCCGCCGCAGCCCCCUCGCGCGCGUGGUUGCGCCCCCGCCGCUGACCACAGCCGGGCCCGCCCUGCUAGCGCCGCCGCUGCUCGCCGCCUUGCCGUCGCGCCCCUGCCGCCGUGCCUGCCUCGUCCUGCUUCUCCCGCCGGUGCGCUGCUUGCUGCACUGCCGCUAGUGCAGCCCCGCUCCCCCGCCUCUCCUGGCCACCACGCCGCCGCACAGCUCCGGCCGGCCGUGCCCCCCCACUUCCCCGGCCUCCCGUGCGGCCUACUGGCCCUGGCGGCCGGCGCCUCGCCGGGUCACGGCCUCGCCCCCAUGCCCGGGCGGGAGGCGCAGCGCCGGGCCGCCCCGACGGGUGCCUGCCCGUUGACCCGCCCCUCCCCGCUGGCCUAA
Messenger RNA from Aegilops tauschii subsp. strangulata, 987 nucleotides. Lineage: Eukaryota; Viridiplantae; Streptophyta; Magnoliopsida; Poales; Poaceae. The record is from RefSeq and is a predicted model, not a curated record.